Messenger RNA from Aspergillus ruber CBS 135680, 1884 nucleotides. Its product is annotated as LipA and NB-ARC domain protein. Bases 1 to 1884 code for a protein of 627 amino acids. The transcript has a single exon. Lineage: Eukaryota; Fungi; Ascomycota; Eurotiomycetes; Eurotiales; Aspergillaceae. The record is from RefSeq and is a predicted model, not a curated record.
AUGGCUUCUUCUGAUCCUCAAUUGCAUCUCUCUCCACGUGGUCCCGGCGUUCCGCCCCUGGAACAUCGCAUCAAGCGUAAGCCAGUUGCUCCAGCCAAUCCGAGCCACGGGGAUGUACCGGAAGGUGCGAGACAGAAACCGCCAUUGCUGCACAUUCCAGAUCCCUCGAUUCGUCCCAAAACAUCGGGGGGUUCAUCAUCCGCUGCACCGCCACUCCUGUCGCCGCGGCCCCCCUUAACGAGCCACGUCUCGACCAGCGCCCUCCCGAAGGUGUCACUACAUCAAGGUGACACCAACAGUUCGGAUGCAUUGACACCAUCAAAACCGUCGCCUGGUGUAUCUCGAGCCGUAACCGACAAUGGUGCUGCGCCUUCGUCGUCUCCAUCCGCCGUCCAAAAGGCAUACGGAGAGGCGCGCCACUUCCUCGGUGGCCUUAUCAAUCACCCAACAGAAUCGAACAAGCAUUUUACCAUCCUGCGCCAUUCACAUGGGAUUGUAUUCUACCGGGGCAGCAUCACGUCCAUCACAGUAUCCGUCUUCUCAGAUGGCCCUCUUCCUCCGGGCCGUACGUUCUGGCUCCAAAGCAAGGGAUACACGGGCAAAACGGGCAUGAAAGCCAAGGCGCUUUUCCGACUACAUGAUGACUGGGUCAAUGUCACACCAUCCAUUGCUCUCCGCGCGGACCAGGUCGAUCCGGCGAACGAAAGGGCCUGGCAGCGCGAUGUCACGAAAUUUCGCAAAAAGGCCCCUGCCAAAGUUCGAGAUACGCACCAGUUACGGGAGACGGUAAUGGUGCGGAUUCCCGUCGAGGCGGGCGAUGGCUACUUUCAACUUGUGCUAUGUCAGGACGCAAAGAAAAAGGUCCUGUGCUACAGCCCGGUGUUUCGCGUUCUGUCGACUUCUGCGGAUCCAAGCUCCAUUCGCGGCGCCAGUCUGAGUACCCUUCCGCUGGAACUGGGGGCGAUGGUUCUCAGUACGUAUGCACAGACAGUAGCUCAGGCGCUCCUGUCACCAGCCGCGUCGAAGGUGCAGAACAAAGUCCAGUCUUACCAGCCUUCCGCUGUCAAACAAACAGCUGGACAGGCGGCGUUCUCUUUGGCCGGCUUAGGAGACCGUGUUGGGUCUUUUUUGAGGCCGAAUGGUCAGAAUGAUGAGGAUCCCGGGGCUCAGAGCGGUCCAGACAAUCUGGACCAAGGACCGACAGCGCCAUUUCCGACGGACUUCAAAGCUCGCUGGGAACCAACUGCCGCACCGCCGCAAUACGAGCUACAAGACUGGCCGGUAGUCAACCUCACCAAAGUCCCAGAUUCGAUCCUAGAACGACUGCAUGGGUAUUUCAUGUGCUGGGCUCGCUUUUAUGAAUCGAAGGGCAAAGACGAGCACGCCAGCGACUGGUAUCAAAGCGUCCUCUCCGUUCUAAACGUAGAUCCGUCUACGAUUACCAGAGUCAACAUGUCGCACAUCACGAAGCGAACCACGACUCUCCGCGUCCUUGAGGAUAUUCCACUUCCACAACAAAUCAAAGUACAGAUUCGGGUAAUGUGUUUCAUCCGCCCGGAGGUGCCACCUCCUACCGCAGCCUCUGAAAAUGAACUCCUCGAAGCCAGACAGGCCGCCGCAGAAGCGGGCCGGCUCGCGAAUAUCUAUGAUGUUUCGUACGCGCAGGCCGUUUUGGAUCACCCUGCAUGGGCACCAGAAAUACCAAGGUCAACACCUGAAUCGCAAAAGGAGAACACGGGCCUUUUGGAUCGAACGAAGGGCGGGUAUGCCGCCGCGCGGACGCGGCUCGAGAAAGCCCCGUUACAUUGGAUUGGGGUUCGGUCCGAGACAGCACAGAAGAUGGAUCAGCAGGUGACUGUGAAUGGAUUUUACAUUGUGAGGUGA